This is a messenger RNA of Hyla sarda, 2265 nucleotides long. RefSeq names its product C->U-editing enzyme APOBEC-2-like. Gene Ontology annotation, molecular function: cytidine deaminase activity; zinc ion binding; RNA binding. Gene Ontology annotation, biological process: cytidine to uridine editing. The record is from RefSeq and is a predicted model, not a curated record. Bases 23 to 724 code for a protein of 233 amino acids. Lineage: Eukaryota; Metazoa; Chordata; Amphibia; Anura; Hylidae. The transcript has 3 exons. Gene Ontology annotation, cellular component: nucleus; cytoplasm.
UGUAGUCACUUUUCAUCUUAUCAUGGCCCAAGUAAAUAAAGCCAAACCUAAUAAAAACAAUGAGGUACCUAAGGAUUCAGAAAACUCAGAGGCCCCUGCAGAAGAGGACGCCGAGAAGAAACAACUGGAAGAGUUGCCUCCUUUUGAAGUAGUGGAAGGGAGCCGCAUCCCUGCUUCUUCUUUUAUGUUCCAGUUCAAGAAUGUGGAGUAUAGUUCUGGACGUAAUAAGACUUUAUUAUGCUACACUAUAGAACGAGGAGAAGGCCAGGUGUUUCAUGGGUACCUGGAAGAUGAGCAUGUCUCGGCCCAUGCAGAGGAGGCGUUUUUCUCCAAUGUUCUGCCACAGUUUCUCACUUCUGGCCCUGUCGGUGUCACCUGUUAUGUGUCAUCCAGCCCUUGCGUAAAUUGUGCAGCCUCAAUUGCCCGGUGUCUGCGAAAGAAUAAAACUGUCAAAUUACGUUUAGUAGUUGCUCGGCUUUUCCAGUGGGAAGAAUCUGAAAUCCGUGGUGCAUUACGGGGUAUAAGCACUGCUGGCUGCCAGUUGAGAAUGAUGACGAGUGCUGAUUAUUUGUAUGUAUGGCAAAAUUUUGUAGAGCCAGAUAUUGUUCUGAAUGAAGAAGGUGAAAGUGAGCAAAAAAGUGAACAAGGAGCCUUCAUUCCCUGGGAGGAUUUAGAAGAAAACUCAAGAUAUUAUGAAGAAAAGUUGGCAGAAAUUUUGAGAUAAAUAAACAACCAAUGAUGCCAUCAUAUGGCUAAAGGGUGAAUAUUUGGGAGAGAAGAGCAGUUGAUUCUUUUUUUGAGAGAGAGAUUGUUAUAUGGCCUGCUUCAAACCAUGCAAAGACAUAAUGGCAGAUCAUGAAAAACUGUCCUUUGUCCAUAGCAACCAAUCACAGUUUAGCUUUUACUUCAUUUUCUGCUCUUUAAAGAAAAAAAAACAUUAAAAGCUGAACCAUAGUUGGUUGUUAUGGGUAGCAAAGACAGUUUUUUUCUUUUAGGGUAGGUUACACGUGUCACAUUUUGCUAUGUAUUUUGCUGCAUAUUUGAUGUUGCGUAUUUUCCUACCCAAGUCAAUGGGUAGCAAAAUCGGCUGGAAAAAAUAUGCAGUAAAAUACGGCACCUGUGACCCUACCCUUAGGAGGUUUUUUACUAUCUUCCCCAAUGUUCUUUGACUACAUUUGUAAAGUGCUUGUAUUUACCCAGUGAUUAGAAUGCAUUAAGGUAUAAGUGUAAGACAUACACUUCAUAUUAAGGCCUUGAAUACUGUCAGGUGGUAAAAGAAAAAAGGCGUCUAUGUUUGCAUUUGGCAUUUUAAAACAGUUGAAUCGUCUAUGAUUAAAUCAUCUUUUUUUUUUAAUUAUUAUUAUUCUUUCUAUGUAACCCAUUUCUGUUGACUUUUUAUCUCACUGAUCAUGUUUGCUUUAGGCAAUCUUUAGUUCAUACUCUUCCUGUCCAACCUCCUGUGGCUUUUUUCUUAAUGGCAAACUUAAAUGAAUCCUCUUUUAGGUUUAAAAACAAAACCAAAAAAAAAACACAUUACAUUUCAAUUAAUCUUCCUUUAACCCCUUAAGGACCGGAGGUUUUUCCGUUUUUGCAUUUUCGUUUUUUGCUCCUUGCCUUUAAAAAAUCAUAACUCUUUCAAAUUUACACCUAAAAAUCCAUAUGAUGGCUUAUUUUUUGCGCUACCAAUUCUACUUUGUAAUGACGUCAGUCAUUUUGCCCAAAAAUCUAUGGUGAAGCGGGAAAAAAAAUCAUUGUGCGACAAAAUUGAAAAAAAAACGCUGUUUUGUAACUUUUGGGGGCUUCCGUUUCUACGUAGUACAUUUUUCGGUAAAAAUGACAGCUGAUAUGUAUUCUGUAGGUCCAUACGAUUAAAAUGAUACCCUACUUAUAUAGGUUUGAUUUUGUCGGACUUCUGGAAAAAAUCAUAACUACAUGCAGGAAAAUUAAUACGUUUAAAAUUGUCAUCUUCUGACCCCUAUAACUUUUUUAUUUUUCCGUGUAUGGGGCGGUAUGAGGGCUCAUUUUUUGCGCCGUGAUCUGAAGUUUUUAAGGGUACCAUUUUUGCAUUGAUAGGACUUAUUGAUCACUUUUUAUUCAUUUUUAAAUGAUAUAAAAAGUGACCAAAAAUGCACUAUUUUGGACUUUGGAAUUUUUUUGCGCGCACGCCAUUGACCGAGCGGUUUAACUAAUGAUAUAUUUUUAUAAUUCGGACAUUUCCGCAUGCGGUGAUACCACAUAUGUUUAUUUUAAUUUUUAUUUACACUG